AGUGAGCACCACCAUCUACCAAGGCAGGAACACACAGAGAGUUGCUCCUCUUACAGAUGGAGCUGAGAAGCUGUACUGGAGAUCCGUGACUGGUGGGGAGGGAGGUGAAAAUGAUGUGAAGUGCUCAAAGCCAGUGCAGUCAAGGAGAAAGGAAAGAAUCCCAUCACUAGAACAGUGUUUUGCCAGUGGUAUUUGCCUCCUUUUCCUGCACCAGCUGCAGGGUGGAAGCAGAGUGUCCAUUCCCCUCCCCUCCCUGCAGCCUCACACCCCCACCCUCCAGAGCCGGAGGCGCAGGGUGCGGAGGCCUCGGCGCGGUGCUGGUCCUUAACAGCAGCAGGAGGCUGUGGAGAGGUUCAGAUGGCAGAGACCAGGCAUCCCCUUUGGAGCUGCCACAUCCUAUGUACAUCUAGAGAAGCUGCAUGAAGGAUCCUUUGCAACCGUGUACAAGGGGAUCAGCAGGAUCAACGGCCAGUUGGUGGCACUGAAGGUGAUCAGGCUGGAGGCUGAGGAGGGGGUGCCCUUUACAGCCAUUUGGGAAGCUUCUCUUCUCAAGUGUUUGAAACAUGCCAACGUUGUACUGCUUCAUGACAUUAUCCAGGCCAAGGAGACACUAACGUUUGUCUUUGAGUACAUGCACACAGAUCUAGCACAGUACAUGGGCCAGCAUCCUGGAGGACUUAAUUCAUGCAAUGUUAUGCUCUUCAUGUUCCAGCUUUUGCGUGGCCUGGCUUACAUCCACCAGCAACACAUCCUGCACCGGGAUCUCAAACCCCAGAACUUGCUCAUCAGUUGCCUUGGUGAGCUCAAAUUAGCUGACUUUGGCCUUGCUCGAGCCAAGUCCAUCCCCAGACAGACCUACUCCUCUGAAGUGGUGGCACUCUGGUACCAUCCUCCUGAUGUGCUGCUUGGAGCUACAGAUUAUUCUUCUGAUUUGGAUAUCUGGAGUGCAGGCUGUGUAUUUGUUGAAAUGAUCCAGGGCCAGCCAGUAUUUGCAGGAACUUCUGGUACUCAGGAACAACUGCUGAAGAUCUGGGCGGUAUUGGGGGCCCCGACUGAGGACACUUGGCCAGGACUUUCCAAGCUCCCCAACUAUAAUCCAGAACUGGUUGCUUCCAGGAGACCUCAGAGACUCCGAGUCAUGUGUGACAGGCUGCACAGGCUGCCAGCAGCAGAGGAUUUGGCCUCCAGGAUGCUCACAGCCUUCCCUCCAGGCCGGAUCUCCGCCCAACACGCGCUUCUUCACGGCUUCUUCAGCCCUCUGCCUCCUCUGCUCCACCAGCUGCCUGCUGGACAAUCAGUGCUCACAGUUCCAGGAGUGAGACUGCAACCUGAAAUCUGUGACCUGUUUGCUUCUUACCGAAAAGGGCAUCUCUCAGGGGGUUCAAGCAAGUUUUGGUAG
Merops nubicus (carmine bee-eater) is the source of this 1399-nucleotide messenger RNA. RefSeq names its product cyclin-dependent kinase 15-like. The record is from RefSeq and is a predicted model, not a curated record. Gene Ontology annotation, molecular function: cyclin-dependent protein serine/threonine kinase activity; ATP binding; cyclin binding. Gene Ontology annotation, cellular component: nucleus; cytoplasm; cytosol. Gene Ontology annotation, biological process: protein phosphorylation. Lineage: Eukaryota; Metazoa; Chordata; Aves; Coraciiformes; Meropidae.